AUGUUUGAAUGGACUAACAUUUUUUCCUCCUUUUCAAGGCCCUCUGAUCAGACUCCUGACGCUGAUAGAAAUGAUGUGAGCAAGGAUUUCAUUGAAAUUCCAGAACAAUUUAUGUGCCCAAUUUGUCUUGGAGCAUUCGUAGAUCCUUGUACACUUUCAUGUUCCCACUCCUUUUGUAUUUCGUGUGUCAAGGGUUCUCAUGAAUGCCCGAUUUGUCGGUCUCCAUUAAGGGAGGAACUUUGGUUGUCAAAAAGUGACCAACUCAUGGAUCAAAGCAUUCUAAGGUCAAUGAAUGAGACUCAAAUUAGAUGUCAUUGUGGAGCCGAAAUAUCAAUAUCUGAGGCAAAUAGUCACGCUUCUAAAUGUUCUUACUGCAGAGAAGACGAUGUUCCAACUACAGAAAACAAGCUGAUUGCCUCACUAAACAAGCAAGGCUUUUCUAAUAAUCACCAACAAGACCAAAGCGGUACUAACACUUCUAAUACUCGUUCUACUUCCAACUCUAGUGGCCCUACUUUUGUGUGUCCUCUAUGUCUCAUGAACUCCAAAAUACCCAAUAGCUCCUGCUUAAAAUAUAAUGUAGAGUCCUUAAUCAGCCACUGCGAAACUAUGCACAAAGACGAAUAUUCGGAAUCUCAGCAAGCAAAUGAUCAUAUGACCACUAUGUGCCCUAUUUGUGUUCAUAUUGGAGAUGAAAAUGCAGAGGUUGAAUGCAAAAACUUUCUACAACAUCUUAAAUCAAAGCACUUACUCAUCUCCACCUUUUUGGCCGCUGCCAGAGCAUCUUUAAGUGCAGGAAGCCCUGAAACCAGGUUCCAACUUCUAGAAGAUAUCCUCUUCCAGUACGCACUUAGUAGAUCCAGGUAUGAAAGCUGUAUCCAUCCGGGAAGCAAUAAUUCCCAAUCUUUUGGAAGCUCUGUAAUUGAAAUUAUUGGUUUAGAUGAUGAGCAGGAUAAUUCUGAAAUUUUUCAAGAUGACAAUGAUAUUCAGGAGAUUUCCUAG
Messenger RNA from Cryptosporidium ubiquitum, 1002 nucleotides. Its product is annotated as strin protein. Bases 1 to 1002 code for a protein of 333 amino acids. Gene Ontology annotation, molecular function: metal ion binding; ubiquitin protein ligase activity. Lineage: Eukaryota; Apicomplexa; Conoidasida; Eucoccidiorida; Cryptosporidiidae. Gene Ontology annotation, biological process: ubiquitin-dependent protein catabolic process; protein polyubiquitination. The record is from RefSeq and is a predicted model, not a curated record. The transcript has a single exon.